Messenger RNA from Trichobilharzia regenti, 390 nucleotides. Lineage: Eukaryota; Metazoa; Platyhelminthes; Trematoda; Strigeidida; Schistosomatidae. The record is from the annotation of a GenBank genome assembly.
AUGAUCUUGAUUUAGAAGUUGAUUUGAAGAGUACCAGUUACACUUGGCAAUUUAUUGAUGCUCAAGGUAAUCCAGUCAAUCCAAGUCGUAUUGGUGAACAAGUUGAAAUUAAAGAUGGAAAAUAUUUAAAUAUUAAAGGAUAUCGUAAAACAACUGAACAAGAUUAUAUUCGUGGCCGUUGUGUUAUUAUGGUGACAGUCCCAUUGCCGAUUGAUGCUGAAGUAAGAGAAGAUCUACCACCGAUUCAAGAAUAUGGAUCAUCUUACUUUAGAUUUACUAAAAAAGUCACAUCGGAUCAAGGUGAAAAACCCGAAACUUCAGUUACAGAAGAAAUUGAAAGAUUUGAAGAAACAACAACACCAAUCUCUGAAGUAACAGAAGGUGCUCAAG